UCUAUAUAAAAGCCCAUCACUAAACCCCUUCUCCCCCAAAUCACAUCAAAUCCCUAAUAAUGGCUUCCAUCUCGUUCUGCAGCGCUUCUCCCUCUCUUCCUCUCUUCUCCUCCGCUUCGAUCCGGCCAAGGAGAUCGGUGAUGAUCGUUGCCAGCGCGACGGCGUCCUCGUCCGGGGACGGGAAGUGGUGGGCGCCGUUGUUCCGGUCGAUCAUGGCGGAUCCGGGCGAUGGAGCGAAGGGCGUGGAGGGGGAAUCGGAGGGGAAGAAGGGGAGGGGGAGGUUGACGGCGGAGAAGGCGAAGGAGUUAAGGCGGCAGUUGAGGGAGAGUGAGAGCUGGCAUGAUGGUAUGUAUCACUCCGCCAUCGCUUCUCGUCUUGCUUCUCCUGAUCAGCAUCACUAACCCCCUUCCAUGAAUCAAGAUCUACUUUUUUUUUAUUAUUAUUAUUUUUUUUAUUUUGGGGUAGAUGUGUGUUUGGUUGGUGUGAGAAAAGAAAGGAAAAAUAUUUGGCUGGUUUUGUAAAUAAUUUUAA
Molecule: messenger RNA, 531 nt
Organism: Dioscorea cayenensis subsp. rotundata (Guinea yam)
Lineage: Eukaryota; Viridiplantae; Streptophyta; Magnoliopsida; Dioscoreales; Dioscoreaceae
Exons: 1
Coding region: 60-401 (113 amino acids)
Source: RefSeq, a predicted model, not a curated record